UUUAAUUAUAUUUGUAUUUAUUUUUGUUAAGAGAUUGUACUUUGUCUAUAAAAGUAUAACUAUAAACUAAAGUGCACUUAGUGCAGCCAACGUGACGUGAUUACACUAAUAGUCUCAACUUCUAUUUAAUAAUUGAAAAGACUCAAAAUAAGUAUAUAGGAUGGACGCGGCUAAUACACACAACCAAAACUAUUGGUUUGUAGUUCGUGAUGACCAUAGAAAUGUUAUAUUUUCGAGUAAUAAUUUUACCAUCCAAAAUCCACAAAGCCAAGAGGCGAGGUUUAUAGUGGAUGCAGGUGUACAUAGUGAAAAUAGACAAUAUGUACAAGUACAAGACAAUAUACCUCCAGUUCUUCAGGAAGAAACUCCUAAAGAAAUUAAAGAAACAGUUUCCGUAAGAGAUGAUAUCUUUUGGGACAGAAAUAAAGUUCAGUUACUUUUAACCCUCUGUCUUCAAAAUGGAUACAACCCCUCAACUAUAGAGCAGAUUGAGUGGACGGAGAUAGCUGCCUUAUUGGGAACUACUCCAGAAGAAUGUGAUAAGAAGUUCAGAGGCCUCCGACGAAUCUAUCUUAGAUUAAUGAAAAAGAAAAAUUUAGGCAAAGAUAUUAAAUGGAAAUAUUUUAAUAUUUGUGAAGAGUUUUUUAAAGAUUGUAAACUGUCAUUUACUGUAUUAGAACCAUGGGAAGAUUCUAAAAUUAGACAAUUGUUAAGUAUCUACAUUGAAAAUAUCAAUAAAUUUAGAGACCCAAAUUACUUACAUAAAGAUGUCUGGAAAGAAAUUGCUUCUCGGUUAGAAACAACAGAAUAUAAUUGUUAUCAUAAAUUCAAAAGUUUAAAAAGAACUUAUUUAAACUGGCUUCAAAGAAGUAGGGAAACAGGAAAGUUAAUUAAAUGGACUUAUCAUCAGUAUUUUGAAAGGAUAUAUUACAAUUAUAACCCAGAUUUGGGGCCAUGGGAUAGAAACAAAAUAAGGUUACUUAUUAAUGCAUAUGCAGAAAUUGCACACAUGUUCAAGAAUCCUAAAUAUCAAAAGAAAGAGUUGUGGAGGGAAAUUUCAAGAAAAGUGGGUGAAAGUCCGAGCAGUUGUGACAGAAAGUUUAGAAACUUAAAACAAACAUAUUUAAGGCUCAAAAUGAGGGUUGAUACUGGUAGAUCAGUUACAAAAUGGAAGUACUAUAAAGAAUUCUCAACAAUUUUUGAAAAUGAAGCAUAUUCUGUUACCAACGAUGGUCAGCAAAUUGUAUACAGGGUAGGUGAGCAGGAUUAUGUAAAAGAACUUCUCAACUUUUAUCUCGAUAAUAAGGAAAAGUUUUGGGAUCCUCUGGUAAAAAAAAAGCCUCUAUGGAGAACUAUAGCAUCAAAAAUAGGUUUAACUGCUGGAGAAUGUGAUAAAAAAUUUAGAAAUCUAAAACAAACUUAUUUACGAAUGGCUGAAAGAAAGCAACUCAGUGGAAAAAGUAGCACAUGGCCAUACUAUUCAUACUUUGAAAAAAUUUAUGAUCAACCAAAAUUAAUUAAGAAAGAAUGCAAACAUGCAUGUAUGGAUAAUGUUACACUAAAAGAAAUUACCAGUAUUGUGAAAGAUGUUCAUGAAAUAAAAGGGAAAGAUAAAUUUGAGCGACUAGUUAAGGUUAUAGAGGAUUCAAAUAAUAUUCAGAGAGAAAGGAACCGAAUCUUACAAGCACUACUGGAUAGGAAAUAAGCUUUAAUUGUUGUAGUGAAUCAAAAAAACUAUAAUUAUUAUUUAACUAUAUUUAUUGUUUUAUUUUAGAUACAAUCACAGUAAAUUUUCUUGGUUGUAUGUAGACAUUUCAAUUGUUAUAUACUUUAUAAAAAUUAUAACUUUGUAUUUUAAAUAUUACUUAAUUUAAUCAAUGUAUUCUUCUAGGAAAAAAUGAUGGAUAACUCCAACUAAAAUCUAGAACUAUCUUCUCUAUCUCUUUAUAUUUAUUGAAUAGAUAUAAUGAGUAGUAACCGCGUCGAAAAAAUAACCAAAACGAAAGAUUAAUAGAACCUACUUAUAAUUUAAGAUAUUUAUAAACAACAGACGUAGCCACAAUAAUGUUAAAAUGGCGUUUUUAGGAAGGUGUAUGUAAUUCGAUUAGUAAGCUUUGUAAAGGAACUGGCAGUGGAAAUUUUAGUUGGCGUGUUUGAAUUAUCAAGUCCUGUAAUGGGGUUUUUAUAGGCAAUUAUCAGUGCCUAACACGUCGUCGAUUUUCGAAUACAAGAGAAGAGUUUUGCUAGCGCUACUUUUUCCUCCGUACUAGCAGUUGCGCACACAGAAAAUCUACAGGCGGUACAUACAGUCACGCUUAAAAUAACACCUCAAUCUUGUAACCUAUAACCACUAGGCUAUCACUGCUGUAUUAUUCUCAUUAAGUCAACCAUUUACACUAUUAUAAACAGGAAAGAUUUGAGUGCUUAAGGCCUGGGCCUCAGAUUUGUUUUAUGUUUCUAAUAAACAAGUAGGUGAACAGCCUUCUGUGAUUAAUGAAAAUAGCCUACAGAAUACUUUUCAAAAAUAAUGAUGUAACUUAAGAUUUGAAGAAAUUAUCACUUAACGCGUUGCGAUAUAUCGCAUACUUCACUAAACUAUCAUCAAUAGAUGUGUAGAUACUGAUAUAUUACAUAUUUAAUAAAACAAAAUAUCCAGUCAUUGAAGCCGGGAUUUAACGCUUGUUGUAUUAUUUUUAUGAACUACUGACACCAGGUUUUUUUUAAUAAAAAAUUAGAUUAUAAGGCAAAUUGACAUUUUAUUUUAGAACAUUCAAAUUAAAAACAUAUCUGCUUAGAAAGGUUUAUUCUAUUACAUUCUUAUGUAAUAUGUAUAUGUACAAACAAAUAAUAGAUUAUCAGUUUUCUUUUCAUAUUGAAAAAUCAUAAGGUUUUAACUACAUGUCAUCCGGCAGUACACUGAUUACACUUAAAAUAACUUACAAUACAUUUGAAUGAAUUUUAAACUUAUCAAUGCUAUAACACAGGAAUGAAAAAAAAUUAUGUUAAAAAACUUCGUACAAUAGUACUGUUUUGUAAGACAUCAUCCUUAGAGUGAAAUGGCUAUAAGUAUAGAACCUACACAAAUACUACAAGGAUAGGUGUCUUAAGUGACUGGUGACCCAAUUAUAUCUGAAGAGAUCUUAUAGGUAUUGACAAUGGUAUAUACUCAUAACACCAACAAAAAUUUGGCUUAGUGUUUUAAACUGCAAGCUCCUUUCAAUUUGAAAGUCAUCUAGCUGCAUUGCACCAUCUGUCUGAGAUUAAUUCCUAGCACUAUUAUAAUAUAUAUAGUAUUUAAUAAUGUCAUACUGCAGUUGGGCCCCAGUCUACAUAACUCUUGCAAGCAUUCACACAACACUCCCUCACAUCAUACAAGUUAACCUAGAUUAUCAUACUAUGUUAAAACUAUGAUGACAAAGCCACACUGUAAACUACAAACAAAUUGCCUAAUAUUAUCCAUUAAAUGAAUUCAGUCUUAAAACAGCAUGGCAAUUCACUGACAAAGCUGCAAUUACAUAUGAAACUAUUGCAGGGUUCAAGUGGAUGAGGUAUAACUGUUUUAGUAGUUGGAUUUGGUAGUAAAUAAUUUACUAAAAAUGACAUUAUCAAAAUGCCAUAAUAUAAUUAGAUUUUACUAGAAAUCAGUAAGAAGUCAAUAAUACUUAAUUGUACAAAUACUCG
Messenger RNA from Pieris napi, 3681 nucleotides. RefSeq lists its product as uncharacterized. Gene Ontology annotation, cellular component: transcription regulator complex; nucleus. The transcript has 2 exons. Gene Ontology annotation, biological process: regulation of transcription by RNA polymerase II. NCBI's taxonomy places the organism in Eukaryota, Metazoa, Arthropoda, Insecta, Lepidoptera, Pieridae. The coding region runs from base 161 to 1705 and encodes 514 amino acids. The record is from RefSeq and is a predicted model, not a curated record.